GUUGUUUUCCUCUUCGUGUUUCUCUACCAGCUUGAAUUUGGGCUUCUUCUAGGGUUUCCAUCAGACCUUGAUCGAUUGUGCGAGAGGAUCUAAUCUCCUUAGUAUUCGAUCCAUGGCUUCUCGCAGGCGGACGCUUCUCAAGGUUAUCAUCCUCGGUGAUAGCGGGGUUGGGAAGACGUCUCUGAUGAAUCAGUAUGUGAAUCGAAAGUUCAGCAACCAGUACAAAGCCACGAUUGGAGCUGAUUUCUUGACCAAAGAAGUGCAAGUGGAAGAUAGGUCAUUCACAUUGCAGAUUUGGGACACAGCAGGGCAAGAAAGAUUUCAGAGUCUUGGGGUGGCUUUUUACCGUGGUGCUGAUUGCUGUGUUCUUGUUUAUGAUGUUAAUUCCAUGAAAUCAUUUGAUAAUCUGAACAAUUGGCGGGAAGAAUUUCUGAUUCAGGUAGCCAUGUUUACUCCUAUCCUGAAUUGUUGUUCUUGUAGUUUCAGAAGGUUUUGUGACACAUCAACAUUGAUGGUCAUAUUUCAGGCUAGCCCAUCAGACCCGGAGAAUUUUCCAUUCAUAGUGCUCGGAAACAAGAUAGAUGUUGAUGGUGGGAAUAGCCGUGUGGUUUCAGAGAAGAAGGCGAAGGCAUGGUGUGCGUCAAAGAGCAACAUUCCCUACUUCGAGACCUCUGCGAAAGAGGGGUUCAAUGUUGAGGCUGCAUUUGAAUGUAUAGCAAAGAAUGCCUUUAAGAAUGAACCUGAAGAGAACAUGUACCUUCCAAACACCGUCGAUGUUACUGCUGGAGGGAGGCAACAAAGAUCAGCAUCGAGCUGCGAAUGUUAAAAAGUCAGAUAACUCAAAACUAUGAUAGGAAUCUGCGCUCCAGUUCACUCUGUUCAUCGUUAUGCAGUUACAAUAACUAGACUUUUAGUUUAUAUUACUGUAUUCAUUCAGUGUUCAGUAUCUUGACCUUAAAAGUACCAUUGUUUGUUGCUAUCUGUUCGUUGUUCUUGUUCUUCAUAGCCAUCAUUAGAAGAGCAUCAUUCAUUUUGUAAUGAAGACUUGAGAUUCGUUCUGUAUUCUUUAGAUCACUCUUGGUUGUU
Molecule: messenger RNA, 1086 nt
Organism: Dioscorea cayenensis subsp. rotundata (Guinea yam)
Lineage: Eukaryota; Viridiplantae; Streptophyta; Magnoliopsida; Dioscoreales; Dioscoreaceae
Product: ras-related protein Rab7-like
Exons: 6
Coding region: 113-826 (237 amino acids)
Cellular component (GO): vacuolar membrane
Molecular function (GO): GTP binding; GTPase activity
Source: RefSeq, a predicted model, not a curated record